AUGUCGGUGCCCACGACGCAGCCUCCGCCACAGGGCCGCAACGUCGAUGCUCAACAAGAAACGUCGCUGUCUGGCUCUGGGUCCGAGAAGGCCGUGAUCGACGAGAAGGGCGACCAUAGCUCCCCUUCCAACCACAAUGGUAAUGGCACUGUUGUUCCCGGCGCCAAGCGAGAGCUCACCGCACAGGAAUGCGAGAGCGAGCUUGCCUUUGCUUACCCGGAGAGCAAAAAGUGGUGGAUCCUGACCGUCAUCUUCCUGGUCCAGACAUCCAUGAACUUCAACACAUCUCUCUACUCCAACGGCCUUGGGGGCAUCUCUGAGGAGUUCGGGGUCAGCGAGCAGGUCGCCCGUCUCGGUGCCGCCCUCUUCCUCAUCCUAUACGCCUUUGGCUGUGAGCUUUGGGCCCCUUGGUCUGAGGAGUUCGGCCGCAAACCCAUAAUGCAGGCUUCCCUCUUCCUUGUCAACAUUUGGACACUCCCCGUCGCACUCGCCCCCAAUUUCGCCAGUCUCAUUGUCGGCCGCUGUCUCGGCGGUCUGUCAUCGGCCGGCGGCAGUGUGACCCUUGGCAUGAUUGCCGACAUGUUCGAUUCGGACCACCAGCAAUAUGCGGUCGCUUACAUCGUCUUCUCUUCGGUCGGUGGUUCCAUCCUUGGCCCCAUUGUUGGUGGCUUUGUACAGCAAUUCCUGCCUUGGCGGUGGUGCAUCUGGAUCCAGCUCAUCUUUGGCGGCUUCGUCCAGAUCUUGCACCUGAUCACUGUCCCCGAGACGCGCACGACUAUCAUGAUUGACCACAUCGCCAAGAAGCGCAGGAAGAAUGGCGAAGACGUCUGGGGCCCCAACGAGAUCGAGUCCUUCCGCGACCGCUUCACCUGGAAUGAGCUUAUGCACACAUGGACUCGCCCUUUCUCAAUGUUCCUCACCGAGCCCAUCGUCCUGGUCUUGUCUCUCCUGUCCGGCUUUGCAGAUGCCCUCAUUUUCAUGCAGAUCCAGUCCUUCAGUCUCGUAUACACACAGUGGGGUUUCAAUGACUACGAUAUCGGCCUGGCCUUCAUUCCCAUCGGAAUCGGCUAUGUCGUUGCCUGGCUGUCUUUCAUCCCUGCCAUCAAGCGCAACACGCACCAGCGGAGAUCGCGGCCCGAUGAUGAGCAUGCACAGUACGAGUCCCGCCUGUGGUGGCUUCUCUUCCUGGCGCCCUGCCUCCCUCUUGGUCUUUUCAUCUUCGCAUUCACCUGCAAUGGCCCCCCUAUCCACUGGGUCGGUUCCAUGGUUGCGAGUGGCAUCAUAGGCAUCGCAAACUAUGCCAUCUACAUGGCCACCAUUGACUACAUGAUCUGCGCCUAUGGUCCGUACUCGGCAUCCGCCACCGGUGGCAAUGGUUGGGCACGCGACUUUCUCGCUGGUGUGCUCACCUGCGCUGCCACUCCUUUUUACGAAAACAUCCCAGGACAAAACGGAAAGCCGUUGUUCAAUGCUUCGAUUAUCCUCUUCUGUAUUUCGUUCCUGCUUGUCAUCGCAGUAUACGUUAUUUACUGGAAGGGCCCGGUUUUGCGCAAGCGAUCUCCAUUUGCCGAGAGCCUCGCCAAGGGUGUCGAUACUGAGCGUCAGCGUCGGCCAUCGACAGCAGGAGGCGCCCAGCCAGAAAAGCCGGUUGGACAGGGGGCUAUGACACCAGGAGGCACCCAUCGUGCCCAGCGGCCACACUUCGGCGCUGGUUCGCGCACCAGCUCCUACACCGCCGCCAAGGACGCCGCUUCGCGCAAUCAGUCACGACACGCGUCCAGAGCGGCUUCAAGAGCACAUAGCUUCGAGGAGGAGAGGGAUGGUGAAAACAACCCUUACGCUUCGCCACCUUCUGGCAAGCGCACUCCUGGCAGCCGUACCCCUGGGACACGCACACCACGAACAGCUGGCGCGUCUGCGGAGCAUGUUCACCCACACCAACUUCACAGCAGGCUGGCCCCUCUGGCCAAGAUCGAGUCCGAGCAACCGUAG
Molecule: messenger RNA, 1992 nt
Organism: Diaporthe amygdali
Lineage: Eukaryota; Fungi; Ascomycota; Sordariomycetes; Diaporthales; Diaporthaceae
Product: major facilitator superfamily transporter
Exons: 1
Coding region: 1-1992 (663 amino acids)
Biological process (GO): transmembrane transport
Molecular function (GO): transmembrane transporter activity
Source: RefSeq, a predicted model, not a curated record